AUGCAUCCCUGGAACAAAGAAUGUGAUGAGGCAUUCAAGAGAUUGAAGCAACACCUGGCCAGUCCACCCCUGCUGAAGCGACCAGAGAAAGGGCAUGUCCUUUGCACAUAUCUAGUAGUCUCCCCACAUGCUAUAUCUGUCGUCUUGGUAAAAGAGGAGGGGAUCACCCAACAUCCUGUGUACUAUGCAGGCGAAGGCCUAGGAAUACAUUUACUGAGUCCUAUCAACCAAAAGGGGUACUACAUGGCAACACUGACAUUCAAAGUAACAAACAACGAAGUUGAGUUUGAUGAACUCGUAGUGGGAAUUCAGGUGUUGGUCCUUAUGGAAUCUAAAUGCAAAGAUAACUUAGAAGCAUACUCAACAGAGCUGAAAGAUCUGGCCAUGAAAAUCCUAGAUCAAAUGGCAAAAGCUCUGAGAAUGGAAAGUAGUGACAUGAGGUGCAUAUUUGAAGAAGGGAUACAGACAAUGAGGAUGAACUACUAUCCUCCAUGUCCACAACCAGAGCUUGCCAUUUGCAUAAACGCUCACUCCGAUGCUGGAGGCCUUACAAUCCUCCUCCAACUCAAUGAAAUGCAAGGUCUCCAGUGA
Carya illinoinensis is the source of this 591-nucleotide messenger RNA. Its product is annotated as 1-aminocyclopropane-1-carboxylate oxidase 4-like. Bases 1 to 591 code for a protein of 196 amino acids. The transcript has 3 exons. The record is from RefSeq and is a predicted model, not a curated record. NCBI's taxonomy places the organism in Eukaryota, Viridiplantae, Streptophyta, Magnoliopsida, Fagales, Juglandaceae.